Molecule: messenger RNA, 3624 nt
Organism: Meleagris gallopavo (turkey)
Lineage: Eukaryota; Metazoa; Chordata; Aves; Galliformes; Phasianidae
Gene: CHRNB4
Product: cholinergic receptor nicotinic beta 4 subunit
Biological process (GO): monoatomic ion transmembrane transport
Cellular component (GO): postsynaptic membrane
Molecular function (GO): transmembrane signaling receptor activity; acetylcholine-gated monoatomic cation-selective channel activity
Source: RefSeq, a predicted model, not a curated record
CAUACCUCUCAUGAUAGAAGGUUGCAAGUUUUUUGAAGAACUACUGAGAAGUCUCAGUAGAGGACGUGGUAUAGCUAAAAUAACCUGAGUUUUCAGAGUAAGGGAAGGCAACAGUUCAAGAUACUUCAUCAAAACUGACUCAAACCACCUUGUUUUAAAGAAGUAGAAAUCCAUGCUGUGAGUGCUUUUUUACUCUUCGCACUGAACUCAUCCUCCCCACCUACAGAAAUGAGCCCAAAACAACUGAUGAACUGGUCAGGGAUGCAACAUAGUUGUAGAUAACACAAUUACAACAACAACGAAUUGAGUAAGGCUCAUAGUAGCUCCUUUAAAGACAGCAAAAGAACAUACUGGCCUAUUUAGUGGAAAAAAGGUGGCUAAAGUGCCUAGGGGAAGGUAAAUAAUUGCUCAAAGCAACACUGAGAGUUUGCCUUAAAACAGCAGCAGCUGACCUUCUCCAAAAAGCUGCAGUUCCGCAGCAACUGUGCUAUAUGCAGAAAUAAAGAUUAAGUGCCUAGUGCAUACAGAGGUUAUGCUGGUAAAUCAGGAAUGUCUCCACUGGGAGUCUGACUGCUGGGAGGUGGGAUGAGAGCAAACUGCAUCCUGCGAUCAGCUUAAACAGAGAGGAAUCUCAGUACAUAAAAUAGUAAUUACAGGAUUAACAUCUGUUUUCUAUGAAGAAGCUUCAGUCUGUCCUACGGUGCUUGCAAAGGACAGGUAAGUUCUUUUUUCUCCUUCCUUCCACGUGUAUUUCCAUGGCAAGUUUCAAAGCACCCAAUACUGUACACUCUGCUGAACUCCUCAGCUGUAAAUGACAACUUCCACAGAAUUUCCCUAUCAUUCCUUUGGAGAAUCUUCAUGGCUACAGCCAUUUAUCAGCAGGCUGCAUUUAUUUUCUUAUGAAAUCCAGCCAAAUGCUACAGACAACAAAUUCCCCCUCUCUCUUCUGCAGCUCCCAAAAAGCCUUUUGGAGUUCAUAGGAUCAUACGUGUGGGUCUUAGAGUGUUGUAAUCAGGCAAUUGAGCUUUUCUCUUGACGUAGAAGAUGACCUCUGCUAGGUCUGUAAUUUAUUCACGUGACUUUUACUAACAGGUCCUACAGCACAAAGUUAUAUCCAGCUCUUCUCACGCUGCUGUUCCCAACUCCUGCAUUUAUUAACCAGAAAGCCUUCCAAAUGUUAUCUAGUAGCACAAAUUAAGCAGUUUUGUUCUGCGGAUCAUGUUCCUUAGCUUGCUCUUUCAUUUCCUCUCAUUCAACAUUAUCACAUUAUGUUCUCUCUUCUUAUGUGCUUUUCCUCUACACAAAGCUCUUUAAACAGCUGCAAAGGGGGAGGGACCACAAUGCUUAUGAAAACUCCACUUUGCAGAAUGCUUCUGCCAGGUCCUACUGUCUGUCUCUUUCCAGGGAUUUAAUACCUCCAAGAUUCAGGAUUGCUUUUACAUCUCUUGCUUGUGCAAACCUGACAACAGAGCCUACUGCCAGCUGUCUUAAUUGAAGAGCAGUAACCACCUCUUCCUGUUACUGCCAUGAGGAAUACGUACACUCUCUUUCUCUUUGUAGUGGGCUCCUUCUAUUUCAACGGAAGCACUGCAGCAGAUGCUGAGGAAAAGCUAAUGAACCACCUACUGAGUCCUGACAGGUACAACAAGUUAAUUCGCCCAGCUGUCAACUCAUCCCAGUUGGUAUCUAUAGAACUGCAGGUUUCCCUGGCACAGCUCAUCAGUGUGAAUGAACGAGAGCAGAUCAUGACUACAAAUGUCUGGUUAAACCAGGAGUGGAUUGAUUAUCGUUUGGCUUGGAAGCCUUCUGACUACGAAGGAAUAAAUAUGCUGAGAAUACCUGCAAAACAUAUCUGGCUGCCAGACAUUGUGCUUUACAAUAAUGCGGAUGGUACAUAUGAAGUUUCACUAUACACAAAUGCAAUUGUACAGAAUAAUGGAAGCAUUCGCUGGUUGCCUCCAGCAAUUUACAAGAGUGCCUGCAAGAUUGAGGUUAAGCAUUUCCCAUUUGAUCAACAAAACUGCACCUUAAAGUUCCGGUCUUGGACGUAUGAUCAUACAGAAAUUGAUAUGGUACUGAAAACUUCCAUGGCAAGCAUGGAUGACUUUACACCAAGUGGAGAAUGGGACAUUGUAGCACUCCCAGGAAGAAGAACUGUAAAUCCUUUGGAUCCCAAUUAUGUUGAUGUGACAUAUGACUUCAUUAUUAAAAGGAAACCUCUUUUUUAUACCAUCAAUCUUAUAAUUCCUUGUGUGCUAAUUACAUCCUUAGCCAUCCUGGUGUUCUACUUGCCUUCAGACUGUGGCGAAAAAAUGACCUUAUGCAUAUCUGUGUUGCUUGCUUUGACCGUGUUCUUAUUGCUGAUCUCCAAAAUUGUUCCUCCAACAUCUCUAGAUGUUCCACUGAUUGGGAAGUAUCUCAUGUUUACAAUGGUACUGGUGACCUUCUCGAUAGUUACUAGUGUCUGCGUACUCAAUGUCCACCACAGAUCUCCAAGUACUCACACCAUGCCUCCGUGGGUAAAGCUGGUUUUCCUUGAAAGACUCCCAGCCUAUCUGUUCAUGAAGCGUCCAGAAAAUAAUUCUCCACGGCAAAAGCCAUGCAACUGCAAGAAGACAAGAGCAGAGAAUCUUUGCAUGGACCAAGCUGACUUCUACAAGAACUCUACUUACUUUGUGAACACAGCCUCUGCAAAGAAGUACGACAUGAAAAUCACUGACACUCUUGACAAUGUCAGCAGCCAUCGAGAUUUUAGGUUAAGAACAGGCACAAAAUUUUCUCCUGAAGUCCAAGAAGCAAUUGAUGGAGUCAGCUUUAUAGCAGAGCACAUGAAAAGUGAUGACAACGACCAGAGUGUCAUUGAAGACUGGAAGUAUGUUGCCAUGGUAGUGGACAGGCUGUUUCUCUGGAUAUUUGUCCUUGUUUGUGUUCUGGGGACUGUUGGAUUAUUUCUGCAGCCGCUCUUUCAAAACCACAUUGCUGCCACGAACCCUUAGCUCUUAUCUCAAACUGUCAAUGCCCACACAGAUGCUGGGUCUCAUCAUGCUCUCAGCUUCCCUCUGCUAAAUCCAGAGAGAUGUCAGAAGAGUUGCUCUCCCAUCGGAUUUAUGGUAGGGACGUGGAAAGCAGCAACAUUAUUUUGAUAGGAAAAAAUAUAUUAAAAAAAAAGAAAUCAUUUUUCCCAAUGAGUUCAGUACUUCUGGUGAUCUCAUGGCUCUUUUUUCAACUCUCUGAAGCCAGAAUAUUAAAGAAAGACAUUUCCUGUAUAAUAUGCCAGCUUGGCUCACAAGGAUUAUUUAUUAAAAGGGUAUUUUAUAUACAUUGCCUCAGGAAAGCCAUUUUCUUUCCUUAGAACACUGCAGUUUCCUUACUACAAAGAAGGCAUUUAUUUCCUCAAAUGCAUCAAAAUGAUUUGUGUCUGAUUUAUACAGAGGUUGGUGGGUGGGAUCAUUGUUUAGCUGUGUUGAUUGUGAUAUUUAAGACUGAACUGAGAAACAGAGCCAUAUUUCUGGUUUCUCAUUGUGCUGUCCCUGCUAGUAGGUUAAUCAACAGGGGCCAAAUUAAUAUGUAAUAUUAACAUUUAUAUGCUCUGUUCAGUGACAAAAUGUAAAUAAAAUGCAAAAA